Messenger RNA from Rotaria sp. Silwood2, 327 nucleotides. The record is from the annotation of a GenBank genome assembly. NCBI's taxonomy places the organism in Eukaryota, Metazoa, Rotifera, Eurotatoria, Philodinida, Philodinidae.
AUGAAAUUAAAUAAAAAACCAAAAGAUCCAAAAGCACCUAAACGUUAUCGAUCAGCUUAUAUAUUAUUUUCCAUUGAAAAACGUCAUCAAAUAAAAAAUGAAAAUCCUGGUUUAUCUUCAAAAGAAAUUUUAUCAGAACUUGGUGCUCUAUGGAAAUCAACUGAUUCACAAACAAAAGAACAUUUUAAAAAAUUAUCGGAUGCUGAAAAAGUUGAAUAUGAAGAAAAAUUUAAUGCAUAUAAAAAUGAUCAAACAAAUAAUAAAGAAAAUUCUAAAAAGAAUAAAUCAAUUAAUAAUCAAUCAAUGGAAGUUAAUUCAUCAGAAUAA